UUGAUUGACCCAAAAAAAAAAAAGAAGAAGCAAAAAUACGAUAUUGCCUCGAUCCUUCAUCUUCUCUGAAGUUUAUCGAUUUUAUUUCCUGUAUCAGCGAUCUUUCUUUUAUCUUUUUAAUCGAGAAAACCUUUUGUGUGUGAUCGAGGAACCAUGUUCAAUUUCUGGGGAUCAAAGGAGCAACUUGGGGAGUCUCGUCCUUCUUCUUCAGAACCAUCUCCACAAUCACCUUGGUAUUCUCCGUCUCUGGUCACCUCUCAUAGCUCAUCCUCACGCCCUCAACCAUCACAUGUUUCGCCAAGUGAAGCUGCUGGCAUUAUUUCACUUUUGAAAGACAAAAGUGUGGAUGAGCUGAGCAAGCUUCUGACUGACAAGAAUGCGUACCAACAGUUCUUGAACUCGCUUGAGCAGGUCACUAUUCAAAACAACAUCAGAGAAGAGCUUCGCAAAGAGACAUUACAUCUUGCUAGGGAAAACUUGGAGAAGGAACCGCAGAUAGUGGAGCUCAGAAACCAAUGCAGAAUAAUCCGUACAAGUGAGCUUGCAACUGCUCAAGAGAGGCUCAAUGAGCUUGAGAAUCAAAGAGACGAGAUCCUCAAAUUCUACUCUCCUGGCUCUCUUCUUCAUAGACUUCAAGAUGCUAUGAAGAAGGGAGAUGAAGAAUCAGAGGAGCUGCAACAGAAGUAUAUGGAGAAGGAGAUUGAUACAGCAGCGUUUGUGCAGAAGUACAAGAAGCUAAGAAGCCAGUAUCAUCGUCGCGCUUUAAUCCAUCUCUCUGCAAAAACUUCAUUCAUCGGUUGAACUUGAAACACAAAGAGGUCUUAUUGGUGUUUAUGUACGUAAAGAAAAGAAGCAACCUUAAAAACAGUUCACUACUGAGACCUAUCUGAAAAACAAUAGUAUUGGGUUACAUGAUCAUAUGCUAUUAUGAUCUCUGAAUCUAAACCCUGUAAUAUUUGAAUCAUUUUCGUUAUAUACAUGUAUGGGUGUGAAACAGUGAAGAUUAUACGUGUUAUGAAACUACUAGAGCUUGCAGUACACAACAAGAUUCUUU
This is a messenger RNA of Eruca vesicaria subsp. sativa (arugula), 1054 nucleotides long. The record is from the annotation of a GenBank genome assembly. NCBI's taxonomy places the organism in Eukaryota, Viridiplantae, Streptophyta, Magnoliopsida, Brassicales, Brassicaceae.